Phaethon lepturus (White-tailed tropicbird) is the source of this 575-nucleotide messenger RNA. Its product is annotated as protoheme IX farnesyltransferase, mitochondrial-like. The record is from RefSeq and is a predicted model, not a curated record. The transcript has 3 exons. NCBI's taxonomy places the organism in Eukaryota, Metazoa, Chordata, Aves, Phaethontiformes, Phaethontidae. Gene Ontology annotation, cellular component: mitochondrion; membrane. Gene Ontology annotation, biological process: heme biosynthetic process. Gene Ontology annotation, molecular function: protoheme IX farnesyltransferase activity. The annotation marks the transcript as partial.
GAUUGUUUGUCUGGCAUCUGAAGAACAUGGGAAUACGGCAGAUACCAUGCCAGUUUGUGCAUCUGUGCCACGUAGCCAAUGACAGAUUGAUUACGUUUCAGUACUUUAACUUUCUCAAACGAAUGUAUGUAACGCAACACAACAAAGACCUCAGCCAACAAGCAAAACCUAAGUCAGAUUCAGUUGCAUCUCCUUUCCGUGAGCUUCAGCAAUUGGAUCAAGAAAAAAAGGUGAUACACAAGAUUAGACCAAUUUCACCUGUUCAUCAACCUUUGUCUGAGACAUCAAGCAGAAAUGAGUUGAGAGAAACGAAGUCAGCUGCAGAAAUUGAAGACUCAGUCACACCAGUAAGAGCAGAAUCUAAAGACGACAGACAAUGGAAAGAAAUGAAGCUGCAGCUGGAUGAUUUGCCAGGAAUUUUGGCACGCUUGUCCAAAAUUAAGCUUACAGCUCUGGUUGUAAGCACCACGUCUGCUGGCUUUGCCAUGGCCCCGGUCCCUUUUGACCUGACCUGUUUCCUGCUUGCCUCCCUCGGAACUGGACUGGCGUCCUGUGCUGCCAACUCCAUCAAUCAG